This is a messenger RNA of Vanessa atalanta (red admiral), 2445 nucleotides long. RefSeq names its product eukaryotic translation initiation factor 4B (gene eIF4B). The coding region runs from base 55 to 1908 and encodes 617 amino acids. The record is from RefSeq and is a predicted model, not a curated record. Gene Ontology annotation, molecular function: RNA binding. The transcript is spliced from 14 exons. Lineage: Eukaryota; Metazoa; Arthropoda; Insecta; Lepidoptera; Nymphalidae.
UUUCAGAACUAUAAUCUGUGAUGUCAGUGGCAACACUGGCCCCAGCCUUGUAAUAUGGCCGCUACAGGCAAGAAAUCAAAGAAAAUAAAAUGGAUCAAAGCCGACGCCACAAACUUCAUUGCGGAGUCAACCACAACCACAACCCCUGCAGCUAACGACUGGGCAGAUUCUGUAGACGAUGGACAUACAUAUGUAUCAUCGCGACAUCGUGCGCCUGUGGUGCUGCCGUCAGCGUCGCGCGCAGCCCGUGGUGGCCUUGCUGUGGAUGAUGAAUCUAUACCGCGUCGUCCUCCCUUUAUCGCACACAUCUCCAACUUGCCUUAUGAUGUUGAGGAGAGUGCGAUCAUGGAGUUCUUUGAAGGGCUUAAGAUAAACAAUUUGCGGCUGCCCAAAGAAGGAGGCCGUCUUAAAGGCUUUGGGGAUGUAGACUUUGAAGACAGAGAGAGCCUUGUCAGUGCUAUGAACAUGCCUGAUUUGAUGAUAGGAGGCAGAAGAAUCAGAAUAGAAGUGUCUACUCAAGAUAAUGAUCGUCGAAUGGGUAGAAGUGGCAGAUCUGACAGAGACAGAGAAUAUGACCCGGAGCGCACGAUGGGCGACUGGCGCUCCGGCCCGCGAGCCAUGCCCGAGCCGGCGCGCCGCUCCGAUGCCACGCGCGACCGCGAGCGCGAGCGGGACUCCAGCGCAGACAACCGUCCCGGCGGCUGGCGCGACGCGGAGCGCAGCGAGCCCGCUCGCACGCCCUACGGCGGCAGGGACUCCUACGGCCGCGACCGGGAAAGUGGACGAGAUCGUGGCUACGGUGGUCGUGAUGGUUUUCGUACGGCCGAGAGAGAUGGAUAUGGGAGUCGCGAAAGCAGAGGAUUUGGUGGUAGGGGAUUCGGAGACAGGGACCGUGAUCCAGUGAGAGAAGACAGUAAACCUCGUGAACGUCCUAAGCUUAAUCUACUACCAAGAACUGUCCCCCGAGAAACCGAGACGCCUACAAAACCUGCAGAUGGAGCCUUACUCGAAGACAAAAUGCCAGAGAAGAAUGUGCCUAAACCCGUCCCUGCUGAAAAAGUUUUCGGAGCUGCCAAGCCUGUUGAUACUGCAGCUAAGGAACGAGAAAUAGAAGAGCGUUUAAGAAAACAAGAAGAAGAAUCAAGGCGCGCUGUUGAGGAGAAAGAACGUUGGGGUCGCAGGAACGACCAUUCUGGCGAUCGUCGUGGUGGCGCUAGACGUGAUGACCGUGAUCGUGGUAGAGAUUCUCGCAGUUACAAUAGAGACCGACGUGACUAUUCCCGCGACGACAAAGACGAUAGAGAUCGCCGCGACUAUUCUAAAGACGCCAAAGAUAGGCGUGACUAUUCUAAGGAUAACAGAGAUAGGCGCGACUUUUCCAAAGACGAUAGAGACCGGCGCGACUAUUCAAAAGAUGACAAAGAUCGACGUGAAAGAGACGAUAGAGACCGCCGCGAAAGAGACGAAAGAGACCGCCGCGACAGGGAUAAUAAAGACCGCGAUUACAGGGACGAUAGAGACCGCGAUUAUAGAGACGAUAGAGACCGCGAUUACAGAGAUGAAAAGGAUCGCGACUACAAAGACGAAAGGGACCGCGAUUAUAGAGACGACAGAGAACGCGAAGGCAAGGACGACGACAGGCGUGACAAGGAUGUAGGCGAAAAGGAAAAUAGAGACGAUCGUGAUAUUUCCGGUGAGCGAAAUGAACGCCAGUGCGACCCGUCAUCGGAACGGAAAGAUGGAGAGCCACGCGACCAACAUAACGGUCGCCAAAGUCGCAGCCGCGACAGACACGACGUUGGAGUCGACAAACCUAUGCCUAAGCUGAAGGAGCAGGAAAAACCGAACUUUGUAGCAUCGAAUAAAUUUAGCUUCCUGGAAGACGCAGACGACGGCGGUUCCGAUUAACACGUGCUUCAUUUAUCAGUUUCCGUUUUUACUGACUCGAGUGUAAAGUGUAAAUUUACGAGUAUCAAGUGCCGGCGUGUGCGGUGCGACUCGCUAAGCGCUCAGACGAUCAUCAAUUGUGCUAUGUAAUAGAACUCAUUAGUCGUUAGUGCGGUGUGGUAUACGUGUAUAUUAGGGUCGCUGAUGCUCACACUGCUUCGAGGCCGGCCCCAGCCUCUAUUGUGCCCCAUUAAGUACAGCUGUAUCUUUACUUGUCUUAUUAUUCUAAUGUUAAUCGCAAUUCAUUCCGAUUUCUAAAUUCUUCUUCUUUCACAUAUUUUAAUUAAUCAUAUAGCUUAUGUCUUGGUCAUAGUAAAGGCUGGGGCUGCUAAUUUGUAACCAUGAACUGAUUGGUGUAAAUUUUUCUAUGGGUUUGUUAAAUUGUAAUAAUUAUAAGCAGGUUACAUUACAAUAUCGGCCGAGAGAAUUAUUCCUACUAUUUUGCAAUGAACUGAUAAACUGUUACAGGUGCUCUCAAAUUAAAUUCUUUUGUGAAUA